Periconia digitata is the source of this 3234-nucleotide messenger RNA. The record is from the annotation of a GenBank genome assembly. NCBI's taxonomy places the organism in Eukaryota, Fungi, Ascomycota, Dothideomycetes, Pleosporales, Periconiaceae.
UAACGACGCGAAAAGCAUUCAGGACGCGUUACCCUCCCAACCCACCUUGUUUUGUCCCUAGCUCACGUCACCCCCUCCCCACCAGACGUCAACAAUCGUUUGCAUCUGUCUGCUGCGAACAUGUCUUCUCCCGAGAAGCGUCGCUCCCAGCGCACUUCAGCAUCUGUCACACCCCGAAAAAGCGGUCGAAAUGGGCGGGGUGCAGGCCAAUCCAGCCCACCAGGGCCAGACGCCCAACUGCAAUCCGAGGCCUCUCAAGCUUCGCAGCGUGGCUCCCAGGCUACUCCCAGAAAUUCUAGAUUCCAGAGUGCAGCUACGCAGUCGCCGCUAUUCUUUCGCUCUUCACCCGCAGCUGGGUCAGGGGCCGCAAACAAUGCACCCGAGAGCGAUGGCGGAGCAACGCCAAAGGCCAGUGUUAUGAACAUUGGAGAUUCUUCUCCCAUCCGCUAUGCCUCCAGUUCUAGCCCUGGCAACGCUCGUCGUGCCCAGAAUACCGAUAUUGCGAGCAGCAGCAGCGCGCUCUUCGUUGGUGGAUACGGCGAUACUGGGGCUCGCAACCGCCGCAGCGAUGUUCAUUCCGAUAUUCUCGGUCCUAGCUCGACGGGAAGGCGCCGAAGAUUGUUCGUCGACGAGCAUGGUGUCGCUGUUCAUGACGCAUCGGAUGCCGCUACCUUUUCGAAUCUGAACCCGGAUACCUCAGACGCUGACGUACUUGGUGGCAACUCUUCCCGGGUCAUUUGGGGUACUAAUGUGUCCCUUUCCGACUCGAUGAGCGCGAUGAAGGAUUUCCUGUUCAACUUUCAGAGAAAGUACCGCAUGAUCCAGGAUGGCGAGUUAGAGGAGGGCGCCAAUCUACCGGCAGAGGACCCAGCCAUGGCAAAGGAGUACAUCGAAACGAUGAAGAUGAUGUUGGAAUUGGGUGUCACUCCAUUGAAUUUGGAUGCUCGAAAUUUGAAAGCCUAUCCUGCGACAAGGAAACUGUGGCACCAACUUCAAGCCUUUCCAAACGAGAUUAUCCCUCUGAUGGAUGUGGCUGUGAAAGAUGUCAUGAUCGAACUUGCUGAGAAGCGCAUGGCUGAAAUGCGUGUCCAAAUGUCGCAAGCUCAGCGUGGCCCACAACGAGGCCACGACUCCUCUUCCCUCCCACCAAUGCUGAGUUCAGAUGCUCCGACUCCUGGUGCGCCGUCGCCCGCCCCCGCUGGUAUCGAUAUCCCCGAUCUAGUCAAAGAGGUCGAUCAAAAGACAUACCGUGUCCGGCCGUUUGGCCUCGAUAGCACAACCAAUCUCCGAGACCUCAAUCCCGCUGAUAUGGACAAGCUGGUCAGUGUCAAAGGACUAGUCAUACGCACCACGCCAAUCAUCCCUGAUAUGAAAGAUGCUUUCUUCAAAUGCUCUGUAUGCAAUCACACAGUCAAGGUAGAUAUCGACCGUGGUAAGAUUACCGAGCCUACGCGAUGCCCUCGUCCAGUCUGCGAGUCCGCAAACUCCAUGCAAAUUGUGCACAACCGAUCUGGAUUUGCCGAUAAGCAGGUCAUUAAGCUCCAAGAGACACCAGACAAUGUUCCUGAUGGCCAAACACCGCAUUCGGUGUCACUCUGCGCAUAUGAUGAGCUGGUUGAUGUCUGCAAAGCUGGUGACCGUGUAGAGAUUACAGGAAUCUUCAAGUGCAACCAAGUGCGUAUCAAUCCCCGCCAACGAUCCGUGAAGAACAUUUUCAAGACAUAUGUGGACACGCUUCACAUUCAGAAAGUGGACAAGAAACGUAUGGGCAUUGAUGCAUCCACUAUUGAGGAAGAGCUCGCCGAGCAUGCAGCCGGGGAGGUACAAGAAACGCGCAAGGUCAGUGAAGAAGAGGAAGCCAAGAUCAAAGCGACCGCGGAACGUCCUGAUGUCUACGAGCUCCUCUCUCGAUCAUUAGCACCCAGUCUCUACGAAAUGGAUGAUGUCAAGAAAGGCAUCCUCCUUCAGCUAUUUGGCGGGACAAACAAAUCCUUUGAAAAGGGAGGAAGCCCCAAAUAUAGAGGAGACAUCAACGUUCUCCUUUGUGGUGAUCCCUCGACGGCCAAGUCUCAGAUUCUUCAAUAUGUUCAUCGUAUUGCACCUCGUGGUGUCUACACAUCUGGUAAAGGUUCUUCCGCCGUGGGUCUUACCGCCUAUGUGACACGCGAUCCCGAGACACGUCAAUUGGUCCUUGAGUCGGGAGCUCUUGUCCUCUCCGACGGUGGUGUGUGCUGCAUUGAUGAGUUUGACAAGAUGUCGGACGCAACACGCUCAGUUCUACACGAAGUGAUGGAACAGCAAACCGUCUCCAUUGCUAAAGCGGGUAUUAUAACCACUCUAAAUGCUCGCACUUCGAUUCUCGCCUCGGCCAACCCCAUCGGUUCCAAGUAUGACGUGAACCUUCCUGUGCCGCAAAACAUCGAUCUCCCGCCCACUCUUCUCUCGCGUUUCGACCUGGUUUACCUCGUCCUCGACCGUAUUGACGAGAUGAACGAUCGUCGCCUCGCUCGCCACCUGGUCGGCAUGUACCUCGAAGACACGCCCGAAAACGCUUCCCGCAACGAGAUCCUACCCAUCGAGUUCCUCACUGCCUACAUCUCCUAUGCACGCACCAACAUUCACCCCACCAUCACAGACAGCGCGCAGAAAGCACUUGUGGACGCCUACGUCGCGAUGCGCGCUUUAGGCGCCGAUGUGCGCUCGCAAGAACGCCGCAUCACCGCGACAACGCGUCAACUAGAAUCCAUGAUCCGCCUCUCCGAAGCACAUGCUAAGAUGCGCCUCUCAGAGGUCGUGACAGAAGACGACGUCCACGAAGCUGUACGCCUCAUCAAGUCAGCGCUCAAGCAGGCCGCGACCGACGCCCGCACCGGCCUCAUCGACAUGUCUCUCCUGACCGAAGGCCAGAGCACCAUGGACCGCCGCCGGAAAGAGGAUCUCAAGCGCGCGGUGCUGUCCUCGCUCGACGAGAUGGGUGGUGUGGGCCAGAGCGUACGGCUCAACGAUCUUGUCAAGAAGGUGCGCGAUGCGAGUGGGGAGCAGAUUGAGAAUGCAGAGUUUUUGGAGGUGCUGAGGUCUGCUGAGGCGGAGGGCGGUGUGCAAGUCACCGGCGAGGGACCCAGGAGGUCCGUCAAAAGGAUCGUCGGCGCUUUUUAGUCGGGGGAAUAGGAAUAUGUCAGAGAUGUUGCAGUUGAACUGACUUUCCCAAUGUGUUAUGGGAUGCAUAGCUUGAUU